Messenger RNA from Chenopodium quinoa (quinoa), 873 nucleotides. Its product is annotated as eukaryotic translation initiation factor 6-2-like. Gene Ontology annotation, molecular function: ribosomal large subunit binding. Lineage: Eukaryota; Viridiplantae; Streptophyta; Magnoliopsida; Caryophyllales; Amaranthaceae. Bases 80 to 667 code for a protein of 195 amino acids. The transcript is spliced from 5 exons. Gene Ontology annotation, cellular component: cytosol; preribosome, large subunit precursor; nucleolus. The record is from RefSeq and is a predicted model, not a curated record. Gene Ontology annotation, biological process: ribosomal subunit export from nucleus; assembly of large subunit precursor of preribosome; maturation of LSU-rRNA.
UGUAUUCGAUCAUUUGAGAUUGGACAUUAUUAAUUGCACUUGCAAAUUAUUGUUUGUUUGAUCCUGAACUAGAACAAUCAUGGAAACAUUGGCAAGGCGUAUCCCUGUUGUAAAGACCACUAUCGCCGGAACCAAUGAUAUAGGCAGGUUGUGUGUAGGGAACUCACGCGCGCUUAUUGUUCCAAUGGAGACUACUGAUGAGGAAUACGCACACUUGCAGAAGCGUCAUCCCUUUAAUAUUCCGCUUCUACGUCUUUAUAAGCAUGUACCUGAUCUAGGAACUCGUGUAGCAUGCAAUGAUUGUGUCGCACUAAUCGACCCUGAUCUUGAUGAGGAAAUUGAGUCUAUCAUAUCAAUAGUUCUUCAUGUUCGGGUUUACAGGCGUACCAUUGCAGGACUCAAUAAUGUGGGUAGCUUGUGUGUCAUAAAUGACUCUGGGGCUGUGGUACAUCACGAAGCCUCUAAUACAGAAAUUGAUGAGCUUUCUAAACUACUUAGAAAACCUGUGGAGGUCGGAACAGUUAAUAAAGGAAAUACGGAAUUCAUUGCUGAUGGAGUGGCAACGAAUUGCUGGGCUGUAUUCUGUGGUUCUGAGACAGCAAAUUACGAGCGCGCAUUGCUUGAGAGUGUCUUCAGGCCAAUCAAGUUGGAGCUUCCGCCAUACUAGUAGGGGUGAAUCAAGUUUUAAAAUAUCCUUUUGUGUUCUAAAAUGUUGAUGUUCUCCAACAUCACAAUUGUUAAAGUAUCUUAUUAAUAUCUCGUCAUAUAAUUUGUCUUUGUGCUAGUAAUAGACGUUGAACUCUAGAAUCACAAGUUGUCUUUUAAGUCUGUUGGAUUAUCUUCCCCUGUCUUCAUGAAUUUAGUGUAAUUAUU